Molecule: messenger RNA, 777 nt
Organism: [Torrubiella] hemipterigena
Lineage: Eukaryota; Fungi; Ascomycota; Sordariomycetes; Hypocreales; Clavicipitaceae
Source: the annotation of a GenBank genome assembly
AUGUACUUUUGGAUCGCCUCGAUCGUAUACUUUUGGAAUGUGGGUAUACUCAAGAUUAUCCUUCUUGUGUUUUACCUCCGAAUUUUCGCCGGCUACUCCAGAGGUAUUGACCGACUACUCUGGGUAUUUUUGCUAGGCACGGCUGUCUGCAUGUACACCUUUGUCUUGCUGGUUAUAUUCCUAUAUAACCCAAUUGAGUUUGCAUGGAACAGGUGGGAUGGCCAGCACCAAGGUCGAUGCCUCAAUACAAACCUAGUGGGUGUUUUGCAGUCAUGGAUCAACUUAGCCCUCGACAUAGGUGUUUUUAUAAUCCCACUGUCGCAACUUGGACACCUUAACCUACAUUGGAAGCAAAAGAUCUCGGUUGGAGCUAUGUUUUUCCUGGGUACCUUAGCCACCAUAGCUGGCUUUAUCCGACUUUCUUGGAUUCUCCAAUUCCAGGUGGCAUCUCUGAAUCCAACGCAAGACUUUUUUUUACUAUGCUACUUGUCCAGUGUACAAGUAAAUAUUGGAAUCAUCUGCGUUUGUAUGCCGACGAUUCGACUCAUGGUUCAAAAGGCAAUUGGGUUCAGAUCGACUGUGUUGGAAGGUAGCAGCCAAGCUAUGAGUCGCUUCAGUGUUGCAGACAGGCUCAAUCGAUUGAAGCACAGAGCUCAGCUACCGAGUAAAUCCAGACCUAUUAUUCGUCAUAUGGGGCUGGUGGGCUCAACCGCCCAUAACGACACUCUACGUGGCUGGAGUCCUAGUUACGACGACGAUGUAGAGUUAGCAGCUUAG